This is a messenger RNA of Miniopterus natalensis, 954 nucleotides long. RefSeq names its product testis expressed 50 (gene TEX50). NCBI's taxonomy places the organism in Eukaryota, Metazoa, Chordata, Mammalia, Chiroptera, Miniopteridae. The record is from RefSeq and is a predicted model, not a curated record.
AUGUCCACUCAAGCACUACCCCCAAUUUUUCUUCUGUUGUUCAUCUGCUUAUUAAAGGAAAGUUCCUGCAUUUGUGAUGGAACUACCUGGACCAAGGUUGGAUGGGAGAUAUUUCCUGAAGAAAUUCCUUAUCUGAAAGUCAAGCCUUCUCCACCUCAAUGUCUACCUUACCCUAUGAACAAACUAUGCUGCCAUUUUGUUAAUAUGGAUAUAUUUUCGAGUUUUUUACUUCUCGUGUAUAUUUUAGGACAAGCUGUCUUUUUAAUUCUGCUUGCUUUAUCUGUGCAUUACCUGUGGGUGAAGUGGAAGAAACACAAGAAAAGACUGAAGAAACAAGCCUCUUUAGAUACAGUUGAUAAUGAACUAGAAAGCCAGUCCAUCAAUGACAUAGACCAACUACUCUACAAACUGUUGGCCACGACAUCAAUGAUGACUGAGUACCUGAACCAGAGGACCCACCGUCCUACAUCUAAGAAACACAAACACGGAAAAGUAAGGAGCAAGAGCAGAGGAGGAGCCCGAGGACAUCAUAAACAGAGUGUAGUUCAGUCCAAUAUGGAGACCACACAAGAAGUCUAUUGAGAUAACUCAUAUAAGGUUCAAAAUUGUUCUCUGUGAGCCUUUCUAAUUUCUUUGCCACAUUCUUUACUGAAGUCCAGGUUGAAAAGUUAUUUCUAUUCAGCUAAAAAGACAUCUGCACUUGCUAAAGUACUGGGGGAAAGGCUGUUCACUGUCACUACUUCAGAUGUAAGUAUUUCGUUCUUUUUAAUGUAUUACAUUACUGAUCAUUAACCUAUCCGUAGAGGAGAAUUUUUAGUGUUUUAAUAAAUCUCUGAUUUAUUUGUGACUUUUCUUACUUUCCUGAGCAAAUCAAGAAGACUUAAUUUCCCUUCUCAGAUGCCCUUUGCUAGAAUAGUAUGGAAGUAUUAAGGAAUAGAUUAAUUUUUAAAAUAU